Blastocystis hominis is the source of this 1422-nucleotide messenger RNA. RefSeq lists its product as hypothetical. The transcript has a single exon. The record is from RefSeq and is a predicted model, not a curated record. NCBI's taxonomy places the organism in Eukaryota, Bigyra, Opalinata, Blastocystidae. Bases 1 to 1422 code for a protein of 473 amino acids.
AUGCAGUUCCUGGACGAGAAGGAGCGUCUGUCGUCGUCGACGCGCGGCGUUCCCUACGCGACGCUGCUGGCGAGCCAGAGAGCCGUGCAGGACCGCGUGGACCAGUGGGAGCGGACGCUGAGCAGCCGGAAGGAGGCGAGAAUGGUAGGCGGGCUGGUAUACCGCGGGGAGUGGCGCGAUGGGCAGCGGUUCGGCCUGCACUAUGGGUACAACGAGCAGAACCAGCUGGAGGUGGUGGCGAUGUUCCAUGCGGACAAGCUGAACGGGAAGAAGCGGACGCUGGAUCCGGACUCGGGAGCGCUGCGCGAGGUGGCGGAGUACGUGGAGGACCGGCUGCACGGAAAGUACCGGAGCUACUACGCGAGCAAGGAGCUGAGGGAGGUGUGCGAGUACGUGCACGGACAGAAGUCGGGGAUCUGCCGCAAGUACUACGAGAACCGGCAGCUGAGCGAGGUGUGCCGGUACCAGAACGGCGUGGUGGACGGGUACUUCGCGUCCUUCUACAAGAACGGGCAGCUGAAGCGCGAGGGCAAGAUCGAGAACGGGCGGAAGGUGUUCGUGAACUGCUUCCACCCCAACGGGUGCAUCCAGACGCAGCUGCUCUUCGACGGCGCCGGGGAGGUCUGCGCGGCGUUCGAGUUUGACAGGGACGGCGACCUGGUGUACGCGGGGAACUACACGCUGGACAACAAGCGGCACGGGCCGAGCCUGCUGUUCUACAACAACCGGUUCUACGCGCACUGCACGUUCGAUCACGGCGAGAUGGUGCUGCGGAACGCCGUGGUGCCCGCGGAGCAGUACGCGACAAGCAAGCUGGACCGCGACUUCGCGACGGGGAACGCGCUGGACACGCGGAUCAUCAAGUGGCGGCCGAUCGAGCAGAGCCGCGUGAGCUCGAAGAACAAGGAGGUGGUAAUGUGGUCGUUCGACGCGACGAACCACCCGGUGCUGACCACGACGUACACGACGCCGUACGAUGCGGUUAGCGACUUCACGAAGCCGUUCGAGGUGAUGGAGAACGGAAAGAAGCGCGAGCUGAGCGUGACGGAGCUGGCGGGGCGGCUGAUGUACCCCGACGAGAUGAACUCGCUGCAUAUGAAGUGGAACACGCUGUUCGGCGACUUGGUGUGGCAGGUGGACGUGAACUACGAGGAGGCGAAGAAGAGCAUGACGUGGGAGGAGUUCUAUCCGACCGGAGUGCACGAAGCCGUGCUGCAGAAGCCCGAUUGGUGCCGGAAACGACUGGUGCGAAAGGGGUUCGUGGAGCUGGACGCGAACUCGGAGUGCGAUGCGGUGCUGUAUUACAAUAAUGGAGUGAAGAAGCGCGUGGGGAAGAUGCAGGGAUCGAAGUGGGUGAGCUAUACGGAGUAUCUGAACACCGGGAUAGAAGUAAAAGAGAAUUCUGUGUGGUGUGUUUGUUGA